Molecule: messenger RNA, 2562 nt
Organism: Cheilinus undulatus (humphead wrasse)
Lineage: Eukaryota; Metazoa; Chordata; Actinopteri; Labriformes; Labridae
Gene: pa2g4a
Product: proliferation-associated 2G4, a
Exons: 13
Coding region: 94-1269 (391 amino acids)
Source: RefSeq, a predicted model, not a curated record
CGGCUGGUGUGGGAAGCAUCCGUCAAACCCGAGCGGAGCCGUGGGAGCUGUCGCUGUAUAGGGCCCAUUGGCGACUCAAACUUCACUGCCAACAUGUCCGACGAGGAGCAGGAGCAGACCAUAGCUGAGGAUCUGGUGGUCACCAAGUACAAAAUGGGUGGUGACAUCGCAAACCAGGCCCUACGUCUGGUGGUGGAAGCAGCCAAGCCAGGGGUGUCAGUGCUUAGCCUUUGUGAAAAAGGGGAUGGAUACAUCAUGGCUGAGACUGGGAAGGUCUUCAAGAAGGAGAAAGAAAUGAAGAAAGGCAUUGCCUUUCCCACCAGCGUCUCAGUCAAUAACUGUGUUUGCCACUUCUCUCCCCUGAAGAGUGACCCUGACUACACACUUAAAGAUGGGGAUCUGGUCAAAAUAGAUCUUGGGGUUCAUGUGGACGGCUUCAUUGCCAAUGUUGCUCACAGCUUUGUUGUGGGAGCCAGCAAGGAAAAUCCAGUCACAGGCCGGAAAGCUGAUGUAAUUAAGGCAGCUCAUCUGUGUGCAGAAGCAGCCCUUCGCCUUGUUAAACCCGGUAACCAGAACACUCAGGUGACAGAAGCCUGGAACAAGAUCGCUCAGUCCUUCAAGUGCUCACCAAUUGAGGGAAUGCUGUCUCAUCAGCUAAAGCAGCAUGUCAUAGAUGGAGAAAAGACCAUCAUUCAGAAUCCCACAGAUCAACAGCGGAAGGACCAUGAGAAGGCAGAGUUUGAGGUACAUGAAGUCUACGCUGUGGAUGUGUUGAUAAGCACCGGAGAAGGAAAGGCCAGAGAUGGAGGUCUGAGAACUACAAUUUAUAAGAGGGACCCUAGUAAGCAGUAUGGCCUGAAGAUGAAGACUUCCCGUACGUUCUUCAGUGAGGUGGAACGACGGUUUGAUGCUAUGCCCUUUACUCUUCGGGCUUUUGGGGAUGAAGCCAAAGCUAGACUUGGUGUGGUGGAGUGUGCCAAGCAUGAAUUGCUACAGCCCUUUAGUGUGCUGCAUGAGAAAGAAGGAGAGUGUGUAGCUCAGUUCAAGUUCACAGUGCUGCUGAUGGCCAAUGGACCCCACAGAAUCACCAAUGGACCCUUUGACGCAGAGCAUUACAAGUCAGAGCAUGAAGUUCAAGAUGCGGAGCUUAAGACUUUACUACAAAGCUCUGCAAGCCGUAAAACACAGAAGAAAAAGAAAAAGAAGGCCUCAAAGACGGCAGAAAACGCAACUGGACAGCCGACUGAGGAAACAGAAGCCGUAGAAUAAACAAAAACUGCCUUUCCACACACGCAAGACCCCAAAGAGAAGCAAGAGGAAUCAUGACAAACAGCCCCAUGCUCUUUGCCCAUUGUACACCUAGUAGAGGCGAUUUCACUGAAUUAAACCCAAAACUUAAAAAUUGAAUAAACAUUUUGACAUCCUUUAUGGAUCUUUAACCCUUUACUGCAUUAAGCUAGGGUGAAAUAGAAGGAAAUGUUUUUGUUUUAUCCAACCUAGGCAGGAAAUUAAGAAUAUUUGCAAACAUAAUAGCAACUUUGAAAAUACUUGUUGCCAAAAGAUUAUAUCUUCAAUUACUGCUUGCGACUUAAAAUGAGAAAUCCUCUUCAUGCCUGUUUUUAAAUGUAGCUGUGGCUCACAGCAGGCAUUACAAGGGGCUGAUCUCUUAUUUUCAAAUCCAAGCACCAUGGAGGAUUAUGGGAUUAUACCACCAGAAACUUGGAUCAUAUUUGUAAAUUCACAUUUUCCUUUUACAGAGGCAUGCUUUAUUGAAGGGGCCAUCCUGGAUUGACGUGCCACUUGAGAGGCAACUUUAACUGAAUUGUCAUAUUGUUUCCCUUUUGGCAACAAGGUCUACCAAGAUUUCUUGAUUUGUUCAAAGUGAAAAGGUUUAUGUGUACUUUUGUCACUUCUUACCUGUGUUAAAAAAAAAAACCUUUUGAAACAUUUCAAGAGACUUCUUCUAUCUGAACAACAUGCUGUAAAGGGUUAAAUAUGUGUCUCACUCAUGAAUUAUAUGUUUAUUUACAAUAAUGACAGGGAUUGUAAUAAAACAGAUCAUCUUUGUGCCAGAGUAAAUGUGGGGAGGUUAGUGGAUACAGGGCCUGUCUGCAUCUCAGACUGCAGCUACACCACACUAGAUUUUGUUAAAGCAAUAACCUGAACAAAAGACUGGACAGUUUCUAAGUUUACAAGCCAAUUGUAAUCAGCUUGACAUUAGGGAACAAAAAUGCUACAUUUACUGCCAUUCCCCUAGAGUUUUGUGAAAGGAUUGAAACUUAAUGUUCUGAUUUUGAACAUUUUUUCUAUCAGUGACACAUGUUGCUCUCUGUAAUAUGCCAUUAGUCUUGUGAAGCAUGAAAACUGAAGCUGUAAAGCUUUACUAAGAGUUUGUCAUGGAUCAGUAUGAGAUCAUUUUAGGUCUGAGUUUCAUCUCCAGGUGUGGGACUGUUGAGUCACAUUUGUCAACAGUUGAAUAUGUUUAGAGAGUAAAAUCCUGCUUUGUAGCUCAGUCAUUGGGCAAUGUGACUUUACAUCUAUAAAAUAAAACAUUUUCAUACA